GCCUGCCUCUCUCCGUCGCCGCUGUGGGUUGUGCAUUCCCUUCACUCGGGGAGCAUUACGCGUCACAGGACUAUAGAGCGAGGUCCCCGCACUUUUCCACCCCCAAGCCGUGAACUAUUUCAGGCUCUCAUCCAUCCCGCAUUGUUUUGGACCUACAUUUAUCCCGCGUUUAUUCACAGCAGAAGUCUGGACCACUCGACUUGUUUUCUUCUCUCUUUUUGGAUCUAUCGCUCCCGAGACGCGCUUUUAAGAUGCAUGUGGGGCGCAAAUCGUCUUGGAGGCAGCUGCAGGCUUCUUUUUUCAGACUGCUCUGUCUUAUCCCCACAGGAUUCCCCGUCCGGAGUGUGGAUAUGCAGCGGGCCACCGACAACAUCACCAUCCGCCAGGGCGACACGGCGAUUAUAAGGUGUUAUGUUGAUGACAAAGUCUCCAAGGUGGCCUGGCUCAAUCGAUCCAACAUUAUUUUUGCUGGUGAGGACAAAUGGUCCCUGGACCCCAGAGUAGGCCUGGUGACUAAAGGCCAACUGGAGUACAGCCUACGCAUACAAAAGGUGGAUGUGUACGAUGAAGGGUCAUAUACCUGUUCCAUACAAACCAAGCAGCAGCCUAAGACCUCACAGGUUUACCUCAUUGUGCAAGUUCCAGCUACAAUCUACAAGGUGUCAGAAGACAUCAUUGUAAAUGAGGGCAGUAAUGUGACACUCAGCUGUUUGGCAAGUGGCAGGCCGGACCCUCUAAUCACCUGGCGGCUGCUCAACCCCUCAGCCGAGCCACUGGAUGGAGAGGAGUACCUGGACAUUAUAGGCAUCAUGAGAAACCAAGCAGGUCGUUAUGAAUGCAAAGCCAGCAACGAUGUCGCCACACCUGAUGUCAAAUAUGUCAAUGUUGUUGUCAACUAUCCUCCAUCAAUAAGGAAAACCCAGAGCUCAGAGCCUCCGGUGGGCCGCCUGGGAACCCUGCAGUGUGAGGCUGCCGCCGUGCCCACACCAGAAUUUGAAUGGUACAGAGAUGACAAAAGGCUGUCUAAUACUCAAGGCAUCAAUAUCCAGAUUCUUGGUGGUAACACUAUCCUCAUGAUUGCCAAUGUCACUGAAGAAGAUUAUGGGAACUACACCUGUGUGGCCUCAAACCGUCUGGGUGCUCAGACUGCCAGCGUUUUCCUCUAUAGACCUGGGACAGGUCGAGACAUCAAUGGUUCUGCUUGUGCAUCUCUAUCACUGUGGCUCCUGUUGGCCUCCUUCGCCUGCCUUUUCUUCAAGUGUUAAUACCAUCAUCCGGCUCUCUCGCUGACUCCCCUCCCCCUGUCCGCACAACCCUCCUCACCCUACUUUCCCGUCCUCCCGCUCUUCAACUCAAUGACAUCCUUUUCGCUACCUUAUUACCAACGCUGCCGCCUCCCUCCCGCAGACUGUUUGCAUCACAGUACAAAAACCUUACGUGCUCUUGAGCAUUCUUGAGCAUGGCUUAGAGAUGAGAAGCAAUGAGUUAUGAUGGAGUAUGAUGUUUUACCAACAAAUAAAAACAGUGGAAUGAAGGACAAAACAAGCAAACAGUGCUCUUACAAAGAUUUGUGAUGUUGUUUUUAAUUUGUGUGCACUAUUUUGUGUCUGUAACACAUUGUUUUUGGGUCUGGAUUUGGAUCCCCCUCCUCUGGCCCCUUCCCCCUCUUUAUUUUUCAUGGGGAUAAAAGCAGAAGGAUCCCAUAAACUGGGAUACCAACAAUCAGCUCUUUUGAGUACAUCUAAGAUCUAUUAUGUUAUUGUGUGUUUAACCCAUUAAAAAGCAACAUGCAAAAUAUCUGCCAAAUAUACACAAAUAUUUGAAGCUGAAGUGCAAAACUGAAAGGGAAAAACUAAUGUAUCUGAUUUUUUUGUUUUUUGAGGUGGGGGGGUUUUGACGAAAUGAGAUUUUUGUCUUGAAUGUGUUCAACCAUGACAUGAGGCGACUCAGCUGGAACACAGGUGCAGAGCCUUAGCAGGACAGUUCUUCACUCAGAAACAUUUGGACUAUGGCAGGCAAUCUUAGAGAGGAGGAUGCAGUGAGUGACUCCUUCCGAGCUAAACCAUCCUUUACGUACUCAUCCAGUGGCUUUGCUACUACCCGCCUUUAUUAAAAAAGAAAAAGAAGAACUGACAAAAAAAUAUACCCAUGUAGGUUAUAAUUAUGCGUACUGUACAUAGUUCAAUUUUGUAUCUCUCUAAAACAAGUUCUGCCACUGUAACAUCAGGAUUUCAGAGAACAUUGUUGCAGUGUGUACUUUUAGCUGAGGUAUUUUAGGAUCAUUCUGCUAGACAGUGGGGAUUUGGAGAAAAAAAUAUAUACGUAUGACACCAAUGAAUGACUUUUAAGUUUUUCUCUUUCUCAAAGAGUGUUUGUUUUACUAUAACAUGGUACACAAAUAUUCAUGAUGAUAUAUGAUGUUCAUGCUAUUUUUUUUCCAUCCUUGUCUCACUCAUUUUUACAGCACACUUCAACCAAAAUACCUUAUGUACAAUACCAUCCACAUUUAUUGGCACCUCCGAUAAAGAUGAAUAAACUGCCUUAAAAUAAAUUUAUUGUAGCAACCUAAUCUCAUAAAUAAUAAUACUGAGUAUGUUUAUGCAUAGUGGAUAAAAGUACCAUGUUAAGGAAAGUGUUUCUUUUCACUACGAGACUUGUGGCACACAUGUUGGUACAACUUUGUAGAAUCCCAUUUUCCCAGUACAAUAAGUAAAACUCAAUCUCUUAUAAAAGAUUACAAGGAUGGACUGGGCUGGCUAUGAAAGAAGCUUUUGAAGUUUAUGAUGAUCUUUGAUACAGUUCUCCAGCAAUUACCUUUGAAGAAUUUUUAUAGCACAGUACUAAAAACCAAAAACAUGUUAAGGUGAUAAAUUUGCUUAUGUUUAAAAGAUCUAAGCAGCAACUACGUCUUCUGCUGCGGAAAAAGUGCUAAUAAAUUCAACAUAUUAAGUAUUUCCAAAAACGCUGUCUUGUAAAUGUGCCCUUUCUGUAGUCGACUGAUUGGCAGUGUGCAGCAAAAGGCCGUGGAGGAGCAGCACUGUGCUACUUUACUCUGUCCCAUGAAACUCCAGACUCUUUGGGUUAGGGUUAUCUAUCUUUAGACAUAGAACCAUUUAAUGGUUUUGAGCCACUGUUUUUUUGUACCAGUAACUAAGAAAUCAUUUAUUAUGAUUAAGAAAUUUCUAUAAACUCUGAUUAUGAAUGGAGUUUUAAGGAAACCUUCAGUUGCAUUUACUUUGCAGGAAUUUCUAAGAGUGUUAAUUUUAUUAUCAAUAAUUAUUUCUUAAAACAGUAUUUUCCUCCACGGAAUGUACUCCAGUGCUAAAUAUUUUAGUGAGACAAAAUGAUAGUGAAAUAAAGGAUGAAUUUAUUUAAAGGCAACAACUUUAGCGCUGGUGCACUGUAUAAAAAGAUAAAUUUGAUGUUUCUUUAUAGGAUAGCAUCUUAUUGAGGCUUGUAGGUCUUUUAAACUGGCAGGCAUACAGUCUUGAUCGAAGCCCGUUGGAUAGGAAUAUAAUAAGGCAAAGUUAUGCAUUAAAAGCAGACAGUUCUGUGCCGUUGUUGUUGUUGUACUUAUUCUUGAGUUGACAUUUUUGUAAGAAUGUAGUAUUAUGGUUAGCUUGCAAUGCUCAUUCAAAUGCCUGGACUUCAGCACGAGAACAGAAUAUUAACAAACACUGGACAUGACUCCUCUCAAUCGCCAAGCAAAAAAGUGAUUAAAUUUAACUGCAGCAAAUCACCAAGUUCUUUGCCAAAGCUGUCACAGAAUUUAUUUCUGUAAGAACUAAUGAGUAAAUGUCUGUAGGUUUUACUUUACUCACUUAUAGAGUGCAGUUCAGGGGUGCAGCUGUGUGGCUUACUGAACCUGCUGCACUAUUAGCUGCCUUUUUACCAUUUUCUUUGACCUACUGUAAAGCUGAUUGAUUGUGCAAUCCUUUGCUUAGCGCAACACUAUCAAUUCUCGCUUAUCUGAAAACAAACAUUUAAUUAUUGUCAUUUUCACCAUGUAUUUAAAGACUUGUUUCAGUGUUUCCAUGGUGAUUGCCUCUGAGGUUGCAGCUGUUUGUGUUAGUGAUGUUGAACUUAAAAUCUAGAAUGCUUUUACUUGAAGUGCUGUUUUGGUCACACCAAAUCCAAUAUCACAUUUCUGACUCUUGCAGGUGUUAAGGACUGCUUAUUUUAUGCUUUCACCUUCUUGCACAUUUUUUUCAUUAGUUCUUUUUUUUUUUUGUAUGCAUUUAUACCCGGUGUGUUUUAUUUUUUUGCAGCAUACAUUAAGCACAGCAGUAUAGUUUUGUUAGUGUGGAAUAGAUCUUAGCAGGUCAGUUUACCUGAGGGAAAUGUUGAUUCCUCCUGCUCCGUCUCACUGUCUUUUUAUGUAAAAUAAGGGCAGAACAGAGCAUGACUGACCUGAAGCAGAUGAACAAAUGUGGAUGUUUUGUUGUUUUUUUUUUGUUUGUUUUUUUUUUUGCUUCCUGGCUUUUCAGUUAAGUUGAGGAGACUAAGACAGAUAACCAAGGUAUUAAAAAACUUCUUACUGCCUCAAGCCUUCAUUUUAGCAUUUGUAUGCAUGAUCUCUGCUUAAUAGCAAAACCUUUAAGGGAACUCUGAUUAAUGGAUUUUAAGUUGAUUUAUAGACUAUCUUUGUACCAUUCAGGUUGUUCAAGUGCAUGAGGCUAAGCUCAGCAGUGUGGGUGCUCAAGCACAUUCAUGCAGGUUAAAGCCAGCUACAUAGCACUGACUUACAGCGCCUUGCAAAUAUAUUCAUACCAUUUGAACUUUUACACACAUGUUGUCAUAUUAUAGCCAUAAACUUUAAUGUGUUUCAUUUGAAUUUUAAGUGGAAUUUCGGAAUAAAAUGAAAAUGACUCAUGGUUUUCAAAAAAAUUUUUAUAAAUGUGGCAUAUAAUUUGUAUUCAGCCUCCCCACCUCUCCAGUUCCCCAUACACAUGAAUGUCUACUUAUUCCAAACUGGAUUGUCAUUUAUAAAAACACAGAUUUGUCCAGAUGGCACCGUUUUCAGAAAUGUUUUUAUCCAUUCGUAAAUACAGACCAGUCCUAGACAUUGUUUUUACUCUCUCCACACCUGUAAGUGGUGCUUCCAUACUCGACAUGUUUAUAAUCCAUGUUGAGUAUGCAAUAUAAACAUACAUCUCCACACAAGAUUAGUGGUAAACACAACAUAAAAAAAUAGCAAGCAACAAAAAACAAGUGGAGCCUUUUGUAUAACUUUUUGCAGUUGCUGCAGAACUUUUAAUGAAGUUCUGCAUUAAACAUGUAAUCUGCCAUUGUUGUUAUACAUAAUCCAUAUGGCAUGUGAAGUUGGGUUACUACAUCAGCAUCGUCACAGAAAAUGCAUUUUUGUCAUCCAAAUGAAUAUGUUGUGGCUAAAAUUUUAAUCUUUAACCUGCUUUUUUGAAAAACAAAAAAUAUAUUUUACCCUUCUACCCUUGUGGUGAAAAGCGGUCAAAAACAUUACACAAAAACAUCUCUUUAGCUGCAAUUACAGCUGUAAGCAUUUAAGAAUACAUCUCAACUAGUUAUUUCAAGUAAAACUGUUUUCCCCAUUCUCGGAAAAUCGUCAAAGCACAGUCAAUUUGGUUUGAUAGUAUCCAAAACAGGAUGCUACCUCUGUUGUGUUUGAUUAUGUGGGAGAAGAGUUUGCAUCAUUAGUUAUUAUAGUGACAAAAUUAAAUUUUCGGUCUCAUGUGAGCAGAACACACUUCAUCCAUGUUUAGUGUGCCCACAUGGGUCUUGGACAACCUGCAAAUUGUAGUUCUUCUGACUUUCAUGUAACAAUACUUUACUUCCAGCAACUUUUCUGUUGAGGCCAUUUUGUUUUUUUAGUGUCCGUAACUAAUAGUUGUCCUGACGAAAUCUUCUCCCUCCUUUGCUGUUCAUCUUUGUAGCUCCUCUAGUAACCUUGGGUCUCUUGACUACUUUCCUGAUUAAUGCUUUCUCUAUCUGACUUGUCAGCUUAAAUGGACAGCCAUGUAAUAAUAGGUUUGCAGUGGUGCCUUACUCUUUCCAUUUUGGAUGGUGGAUUGAACAGAGCUAAAAAUGUGUCUGAAUAUUGAGAUAUUAUUUUGUUGAACAGUUGUAUUUAUACUAAACAUAAAUUAAACACAGUAAGCUGUAGCUUUUGAUUAAAAAAUGUUUUAAAAGCAUUAUAUCAUUUUUUUCAACUCUACAAAUAUCUACUUUUAAAGUUUGUGGUUGUAAUGCAACAUAAUGUUAAACAUUUUAAUGGGCAUGAUUACUUUUGCAAGGCACUGAAAAUAUUCAGACCAUACAUGUAAAAGCCAUGAAGCUCUAUCUUGUGUGUAAAGCAGAGAAGGAGCUCUGUCUUUCCAUGUGUAACACAUCCUAACAGCCAGCCUAAGAACACAGCACUAACCCAAUAUCUGCUGAAAGCUACAGGCACAGCUACCCAGUUUACUACUAAGCAUUGUCUCGGCCCUCUGCUUCACUGUAGUAAGCUGGCUCUUGUAAGUGGCGUGUGCAUUCAUGAUGAUUAACAAUGACUGAAGUUGUAAAUGUGAGGAGUACACCAGUUAGUUGAUGGUUACUGUGGUAACCCUCUUUUUCUUUAGUAUAAAGUCCUACCAUCUUUUUUCCUCUUGUCUGUAUAUUCAAAAUUUUGUUUCUACAUUAGAAUGUUGUAAAGACACCAGUUCCUUAAAGAUCUCAUUCAUACAACUCCUACCUUUUGAAAAUGUAAACUGUUUGUACUUCCCCUGUACCCCACUCAGUCAUGGGAAAAUUAACAUUCAGCCGUGGACUAUGAUGCCGAAAUGUUUCUCUUUUUUCAGUUUUGCUUUACUUUAAUAUUGCAUAAGAUAAUUCCAGUCCAUUUCUAAAAAAGAAAAAAGAUACGUAUUAAAGGUAAACUGUAUGAGAAAAUGUUAACAAAAUAAAGUUGUUUGAAGUCAGUGUUC
This is a messenger RNA of Poeciliopsis prolifica (blackstripe livebearer), 6938 nucleotides long. RefSeq names its product limbic system associated membrane protein (gene lsamp). The transcript is spliced from 8 exons. Lineage: Eukaryota; Metazoa; Chordata; Actinopteri; Cyprinodontiformes; Poeciliidae. Gene Ontology annotation, cellular component: neuron projection. Bases 252 to 1265 code for a protein of 337 amino acids. The record is from RefSeq and is a predicted model, not a curated record.